AUGAUUGCAUUUGCUUUCAACAACAACAACAACAACAACAACAACAACAACAACAACAACAACAACAACAACAACAACAACAACAACAACAACAACAACAACAACAACAACAACAACAACAACAACAACAACAACAACAACAACGCCGAGGAAGGCAGCUUACAGCGAACGUUGCCGACCUCUUGCGAGGCACGGGACACCCGCUCCAGAGAGCGAUGUGUGCGUCGCGUAGACUUCGUCUCAAGCGACGGAGUCUUCGUUCCCACGGAGCCGGAGGUCGACAGGGCCCCUGUGGCCUCUGCGGUGCCCUGGCUGCUGCCGGAGCUUGAAGAGGCCGCUGGUGUGGACACUUUGAGAGAUGGCAGGGCAGCGUUGGCUGCUCCCACCGUAGGGGCGGGUGGUGUUAGCCUCGGCACGCUAGGCGUGGUCCGGGCUGCCGCCAGAGGCCGUUGUGGUGCCGGCCCCCCGUUGCACCACUUCAGCGAAAGAUGUUUUCAGUGA
Molecule: messenger RNA, 501 nt
Organism: Dermacentor albipictus
Lineage: Eukaryota; Metazoa; Arthropoda; Arachnida; Ixodida; Ixodidae
Source: RefSeq, a predicted model, not a curated record